Epithele typhae is the source of this 1035-nucleotide messenger RNA. RefSeq lists its product as uncharacterized. The transcript is spliced from 6 exons. NCBI's taxonomy places the organism in Eukaryota, Fungi, Basidiomycota, Agaricomycetes, Polyporales, Epitheliaceae. The record is from RefSeq and is a predicted model, not a curated record. The coding region runs from base 1 to 1035 and encodes 344 amino acids.
AUGCCGCUCUCCCUCGCGCGCAUCUCUGGAAAGCUCUCUCCACGCCAGCCCGUGAUGCUCGACCUCCGUCUGGGUUGGCAGUACCUCAAACGAAGCCACGACACAAUCCAGAUGGACUGGCUCGGGCUCCCCUUGCAUGCAGCUCGUCGCGCAUGUCACAAACUCCAGCAGGCGCGCCCUGCCGCGAGUUUCUGGGGCGACGAAGUGGGUGGGUUGGAGCGCUACGAACUGCAGCACUGCGGUGCUGGCACGGCCUUCGAGCGUGUGUCGGGCACGGGCACAGAUGUUGACAUCAACGUGAAGCCCGUGACCUGGACCGAUCCCGCUCUGGUACAAAAAUCAGUGAGUCUGUCUCGCACUGUGUGGAGCUACAACUACGUUCUCUGCGUUUUCCAUCCCUUUGGAUCCGAGGUCAUCCUCGCCAAGGUCACGCUUCCUCGGAUGAGGACGGUGUCCGACUCACUGUCGGAUUCUUUGACGACAUCUUCGUCCCUCUUGUCUACCUCCCGGAACCCUGCCCUUCGACCCAAAAGAGCGAGCACACAUCUGGCUGCUGCGAUCAGAAGCAACCUCUUUCACGAACUCCUCGACUCGCCCCUGGGGCACCGGAUGUACAUCGACGUCGGCGAUGUCCUCCUGGUCCGCGUCAACGCAGACGAGUACAUGACGAUGAGCCUGGACCAGCCGAAGGCGCAUGAGGGCGUUCAACAGGCUCGUAAGGUGCGCCUGCCCCCAUAUACCGUCAUCGUGGCAGCUGGAGAUACGCUUCUUCUCGACCAGUCCUCGAUACCACUCGCCGGGCGUGCUUUCGGAUCGCGCCUUUGCGCCGAGAACCCACGCAACUUCCUCCCCGACUCUGGCCAACUCGCCUACCUGUCCACACCGCCGCCUACUCGCAUAUUCACGGUUCCGCCGGCUGUACAUUGCAUGCCUCUGGCGGAACGCAGCUCUCCCUUCACGCCUGCCGCGAACACGUCUGUUGUCAUCGCGCCAUCACUCCGUGUCGAGCGAGGAUUCGACCAUGGCUUCUUCUAA